Molecule: messenger RNA, 2681 nt
Organism: Contarinia nasturtii (swede midge)
Lineage: Eukaryota; Metazoa; Arthropoda; Insecta; Diptera; Cecidomyiidae
Product: serine/threonine-protein kinase PLK1-like
Exons: 9
Coding region: 212-1954 (580 amino acids)
Biological process (GO): regulation of cytokinesis; mitotic cell cycle; protein phosphorylation
Cellular component (GO): centrosome; nucleus; cytoplasm
Molecular function (GO): protein kinase activity; protein binding; ATP binding
Source: RefSeq, a predicted model, not a curated record
ACUGACAUCAACACAGUUGUAUCAAUAUAAAAAUCCAUUUCUAUCGCACAAAGCCGUGCAACACAAAACUAUUAGCGCCAGAUUCUGAAUGACAUCGAUUGACAUUUGUGCGCGUACAACAGAACGGAGAGCAAUUCGUACUGCAAUUAAGACUGAAAUCAACCAUUCUACCUAAUUAAAACUGCGAUUCAAACGAGAUUCCACGUGGAAAAUGUCGAUUAGAGAAAAGAAAACGAAAAAAGUAAAGUGCUAUGCAGACCUUGUUUCCAACGUGCCGGAACUAAUCGUGAAUUCAAAGAAUGGUAAUACGUAUGAACGAUUACAUUUCAUCGGUCAGGGCUCUUAUGGCAAAUGCUAUGAAGUGGUGAAAACUACAACAAAGGAACGGUUGGCGUGCAAAACUCUCAGUUUUAAAAUGACAAAAGAUUCGGAAAUGCAGAAAAUUAUCCAAGCCGAGAUCAGCAUUCAUCGAAAACUAAUGAAACAUCCGCACAUUGUUCAGUACAUUGAAUCAUUCGAUGAUGGUAGCCACGUGUACAUGAUACAGGAAUUGUGUUCGAAUCAUUCGUUGCGUGAUUUACAAAAGACGCGUGGCACUGUGUCAACUGAUGAAUGUCGCUAUUUUGUCAGUCAAGUUUUGAAAGGAGCCCAAUACAUACACGAAUGUAAAAUUAUACACCGUGAUAUUAAGCUGAGUAACGUUCUCAUAGACAAAAAUAUGCAAUUGAAAAUUUGUGAUUUUGGCUUGGCCAUUAAGUUGGAAGACCCGCGAAUGGCAUCGCGAUCACUUUGCGGUACAACCAAUUAUUUGGCGCCAGAAGUUAUAAUGCGGAAAGGAUUUCAGACACGGUCAGACGUGUGGGCAAUUGGUGUGAUCUGUUUUGUGCUGUUAUUUGGUUACAAGCCAUUCGAAGAAGGAGAUGCUUUUGCUACACACGAGCGUAUAUUGAGUGCCGAUUAUAAGAUUACAGCCGAUGUAGAUUCUGAAGUGAAGGCAUUCUUUCGAGCUGUAUUCAAUAAGGAGGUGACUUAUCGAUCAAGUGCUGAGCAAUGCUUGCAAUUGGCUUUUUUCAGUAAACACAACAUACCAAAAGUAUUGCCAACUCAAACGCUAACACAAAUGUCGUUCAGCGAAGCAGCGAAACCGUCAUCGUGCAACUAUAUUGAUGAUUGUAAUUUUUCGAUUUGUUCAGUUAAUGUCGAAACAAAAGAUGUGACAUAUCAAGAGAUUUGCGUUAAGAUGGGUCCCAUUUUACCAAAAACAUUUAAAAACAUUAAUCAAGUUCGUGUCUUGGAAGAUGUUUUUGAUCGAUUCAAUGCAAUGUGUCGAUAUUAUAUUCAAAGUGAUCAGAAUUUAAGCGAUAUCAGCGAUGUGGAUACAUUCAAUCCAGUCCAUUGGGUGAACAGAUGGUCAUUCGAUCAAAAUUCGGCAAGCGGAUUUGCAUAUGAAUUAUCUGACGGUACUACCGGCAUGAUAUUUCAUGAAGGUCUUCGAUUCAUGCGAACACCAAAGAAACGUUUAUGGGCAUGGCAGUCCAAUGAAGAAAGUUUUCGGGAAGUUAAAGAUGACUUCGAUGCAGCAAGACUCGAUCACAAAAUCCAGAAAUUUGAUGAGUUGGAGACAACAAUGUUGAAAAAUGGAUCAACCAAAAUUGAAACAGCCUACAAUUAUCGUAAAAAAGUGUUUGUUUACACUUGGUUUCAAACUGACGAGGCAACGGUCAUGCUUUUGAGCAAUCAUACUAUCCAAAUCAAUUUCACACAAGGCCACAAGAAAAUGUUGAUUUCGCCGCUGGAAGGAAAAGUCACAUUCAUCACACAUAAAAUGGAAUUGAAAAACUUUAAAACAUUGGCAUUUGAAGCGAUUGGCAAAUAUGGAUUCUCGUAUCUCAGUUUUGUGAUGUUUAAAUACGUGACGGCGAUUGUUCAACGCUUAGCAUACAUAUUAAAAUAAGCAAAGUUUUAGUUUUAAGAUACAUAGAUAAUAAUCCUUUAACAAAAGCAUUUACAUUGCUCAAAAUGACAAAAUAUCUUUUUAAAUUAAGGUAGUUAUACAGACUCUCAGCAAAACUGAGUUAUCCCAUUCAUUUGAUUCGGACAAAAUUGAAGGAAAAUAAACAUCAACAAAUUAGAAAUGACUAAUUGGUUAGAAUAAGAAUAUAAACCAACAAAUAAUAGUAGUAAUUUAAGAAUUAAUACGGAAUUUGGUGAAAGUGAAAAAUCCUUUAUUGUUAUUUAGUAGUAGAUAACAUCCACUCUUAGUAUUAUUAGAGAGAGGUUUCAAAAAAAAUUAAAUUUAUAUCAAAAUGGAUAAAAACAAAAAUUAAAACAUUGAUAACCAACGGCGACUAUUUGAAGGUCGACAACUAUACACGCAUCACUACUGCUGUUGAGUCGGUGGAGGUAUGUGGGGCACGAGCGACGUCGUUAGUUGUGUAUGUAGUAGUCACCUUCUAUAGUUUAUCGUCGCUGAUCGAGUUGUUUAUGUUUUUUCAUCAUUUUUCUAAUAUUUGCAGUAGAUUUGCUUUGAAUAAUUCGAUAGAAAUAAAAAAAAACAUACAAAGAAAUAUUUGUAUAUAUAACAGUGUAGUAAAUUAGUUUGAAAGAAGUUUAUCAACAUCAUAUUACUCUUCAAUUCUAAAUGUCAGCCAAUUUUAUACGAGUCAUUUAUCACAAAACAA